Rotaria sp. Silwood2 is the source of this 861-nucleotide messenger RNA. NCBI's taxonomy places the organism in Eukaryota, Metazoa, Rotifera, Eurotatoria, Philodinida, Philodinidae. The record is from the annotation of a GenBank genome assembly.
AUGUCAAAAUCUAAAUUACAGCAUUAUUUAACACAUAUUAUUAAACCUUAUGCUUAUCGAAUUGAAUUAUUUCGAUUAUCGAAUCCAUUUAUUGAUCUAAGUUUAUUACUACUGCCAAUAAUGAAAAAUUUAACUCAACUUACAACACUUAUUUUAAAUAAUAUUGAAUCGAAUUAUAUUGAACAAAUUGUAAAUCAUUUAUCUUCUUUACCUGUUUUAUCUUCAUUGAUUAUCAUAUCGAUUAAUACUAUUAAAAAUCACAAGAAUAUUUAUUAUAAAAUAUUUCGUUUACCUAUACUGAAAUACUGUCAGCUAUUAAUUGAAUUAUUACAAUGUCCAAAAUCAUUACCUGUUGCUACAAAUGAAUUUAGUACUAUCGAACAUCUCAUCAUUAAUCAUGAGAUUUCGAUUGAUCAACUUCCUAUUUUAUUAUCUUAUGUUCCACAACUACGCCGUUUAUCGAUUGGUAAUCUAAAGAAACCUAAAAUCAAUCGAACCGAAAGAGAUUCGAUAAGCUUAAAUUAUUUAACAAAUAUUUCACUUAAAUUACAUAACGUCAAUUUUGAUGAUUUUGAAAUCUUAGUAACAAAUUAUUUUCGUCAAAUUCAAGUUUUAACUAUUGCAAUACAGUAUAUUGGAUUUUAUGAUAAUAGUACACAGUAUUUAAAUGCUGAUCGAUGGGAACAAUUAAUUUCAAUUCAUAUGUUAAAUCUACGUGUCUUUGAUUUUCAACUUUCAUAUCGUGGACUAGAUUCCAACGAUGAACGUCAAGCAUUUGAAACUCUUAUCAAUAAAUUUAAUUCAACAUUUUGGAUAGAACAUCAAUGGUUCUUUGACCAUCAUUAUCAUCAGAUAACAUGA